AUCAUUGUCCGUACAUUAAUUUCUGUGCGCUUAUGAUUUGCCGGAACCUUUUUGUGGUGGGACGUGCUUCUCACAGCAUCCGCCGCGAUGAGUUUCGAGUGGCCGUGGCAGUAUAAUUUUCCUCCUUUUUUCACGCUUCAACCCAAUGUUGACACGAGACAGAAGCAGCUGGCGGCGUGGUGUUCGCUGGCGCUGACUUACUGCCGCCAUCAAAAGCUGUACACUCUGGACGUGAUGGAGGCACAGGAGAGCCCCGUCUUCAACAACCGCAAGAUUAAACGAAAACUGUCCAUGGAAGCAAUUCAAGUCGUGUUUGAGGAGUUGAGGAAAAAAGGGAAUCUGGAAUGGCUGGACAAGAACAAGUCAAGAUGUUUAGUGAUGUGGAGGCGGCCCGAGGAAUGGGGCAAGCUUAUGUAUCAAUGGGUAUCGAAAAACGGAAUGAACAACACAGUUUUCACGCUGUACGAGCUCUCCAACGGUGACGACACAGAGGGCGAAGAGUUUCACGGCUUGGAAGAGUGGAUGCUGCUGCGCUCACUGCAGACACUGCAAACGGAAGGCAAAGCCGAGCUCAUCAGCAUGGACGACGGCAAAGGCGUCAAAUUCUUCUGAGGACGAGAGAUUUUUGGAUAGCGGAGGGUCCGCCGCUAUUUUUGUCAUUGUCUGCCACUGCAUCUGUAUUAUUUUUUUUUUUUCACCAGAAUGUUUUCAGUCAUUUUGAGGUAACUAGACAAGUUUUAAAAUUAUGUCUGAAAAUCGUCUUGCAAAAAGGCGUGUAAAUGACACUUGAACAAAUGCUGCUGAAUCAACUCAGCCCAAUUUGUUAUUAAUAACAAUUUUAGGGGACAGUUUUAAUGUGACACUAUCCCAGAAAUAAUCCACAAUCAACCUCUUCCCUCUUCCCCUCAUAUCAUGUGUACAAAUAAAUAAAUAUGACUACUUUGAUAAAUUGGA
Molecule: messenger RNA, 954 nt
Organism: Hippocampus comes (tiger tail seahorse)
Lineage: Eukaryota; Metazoa; Chordata; Actinopteri; Syngnathiformes; Syngnathidae
Gene: vps25
Product: vacuolar protein sorting 25 homolog
Exons: 6
Coding region: 88-612 (174 amino acids)
Biological process (GO): protein transport to vacuole involved in ubiquitin-dependent protein catabolic process via the multivesicular body sorting pathway
Cellular component (GO): ESCRT II complex
Molecular function (GO): structural molecule activity; protein homodimerization activity
Source: RefSeq, a predicted model, not a curated record